Messenger RNA from Porites evermanni, 6472 nucleotides. The record is from the annotation of a GenBank genome assembly. NCBI's taxonomy places the organism in Eukaryota, Metazoa, Cnidaria, Anthozoa, Scleractinia, Poritidae.
CGGCGAUGACGUAAUGGGAGCCGCCUCGGCACAAAUAGGUUUUCUUUGUACUGUUGAUCUUCAAUUUCGUCCGUCCGGCGAAAAAUGUUAGGAAACUGUUGAUAUUGCUACUCAGUUGAUAUUGCUGGCAUUAACUUCCACUUGUGACCCUUCUUUUUCUCAACAUUCACUUGAAAGUGCAAGGUCAAUUUUUGGACUUUCGAAUAAGGGACUGUCAUUGAAUGGCAUGGGUUGUGUUUACAGCAAGCAGAGAAGGCACGAAGCGAACGGAAAUUUGAAGAACAAGAAGCACAAAAAAGCUCAAAGUUUCGAUAAUGUGAAUGCCGAUGAUAGAUAUCCACGGAAUCAUGAACCAUUACCAGAUAUUCCAGUGGAAAAUGAAAUUCAACAUCCGCCGGCGGAACAGAAGCUUCUGUUUGUCGCGCUUUACGACUACGACGCGCGAACGGCCGAAGAUCUGAGCUUCAAAAAAGGUGAAAAUCUUGAAGUUAUAAACAACGAAGGAGGCGACUGGUGGCAGGCAAGAUCGCUUGUGACGAAUGCUGUCGGCUACAUUCCCAGUAACUAUGUCGCUCCUGCUUCUUCUCUUAAAAGCGAAGAGUAAGUAUUUAUAUAUACUGUAGCUUUCAAAAAUUGAGUUAGUCAACGCCGGAUAAAUUCGGUGUUAGUGUGCAUUACAUUCAUUCACUUCUUUGCUGACAUUUCGUCCUUCACCGAACUAGAAAAUACAACUUUCACUUGAACGAAGGUUUUUCAUUUUAAACUUAAAGUGAACACUUUCAGUCAUUGAAAUUCAAUCAUUCCUAAUUACCACAGCGUUCACUGAAGACUGUGCGGAUAUUUUAAACAAGCUUCUUAUUCCUGGUUAUUUUGUAGUGUAUUUUUUUGCUAGAAUACCUUAUAUUUGUUAAUUUUAAUGUUUCGACUUUUAACGGUCGUCAAAUGCUUUCAGUUCCGUUUUGAAGGUCCAUGUUAGACAAAACCUGUUUAUGGACUUGAGCAUUGUACUUGUAGAUUCCAAAUGGAAACAGUAGGGAAUUUCAACGGAAUGCUUUAAUGAAUUAAUUCUAAAACAAUUAGAAAAUUACCUCGUUCUUUGCUUUUCCAGAAGAUUUCACAAUAAAAGUGAAGUAUUAUACCUAUGAAAAUGAAAUUUACAAAACGUGUAAUUGGUUUACAACGCCUACUGUACAUGGAUUAGACAUUCAUGAAGAUAAAGCAUUUCUCGCGUGAUUCUACAUUUAUAAUUACGGAAUAUGUGACUAAGAAAAACCUUUUGCAAAUGUUAUAACCAAAGCAGCGUUCCUGCUAAUUUAUAGAUCAUAGUUUGAAUUUUAGUGGAGAAAUAUUACGUCAAAAUUGAACACGAACUAAUCUUCUACAGACGUCAAAAUUGAAUGCAAACUAAUCUCAGUUGCCACAAUUUCCGGUUCUUGAAAGUAGAAAUACAAAGAACAACAAAGGCUGAUUUUGAGUGGUUCUUAGAACUCACUGCACUUAGGAAGAAAUACGUUCUAGCUUGGAGUUUUCCUUUAUAUGUUUAUCAUAUAUCUAUUGUGUAAAUACUUCACUACUAAUAGAAGAUCACACGUGGAGUUUUGACAGAUACAUAACUUACUUAUAUUUACUUUUAUACUUCAAAUAACUUUGUAUAAACAAGAUUAAAGACCCCUCUGGAUUUAUGCAUAAAAAAGACUGCCAUUAGCUAUUGUAUCAACUAAGACCUCCAACAAAAAGUUUUGCUCCUUGGUAGCCAGCUAAGAGAGAGUAGUUUGCUUCUAAUCCUAUAUAUUUGAGAGAAAAUUGAGCUUAUUUAAAAGUCAAAACUAACUGACAAAGUUAUCGUAGUGCAACAAAGAUUUAUUCAAAUAUUGCUUUUUUAAAAAAGCUUAAAAAAGCCAAACGAUGAAUAGGUCAUGUCCUUGCCCGCUUGUGUCAGAUGAUUAAUGUACUGGCCGACACAUUCUUGUUUCAUACAAGCAUGACCGUGGAAGUUGUUAUUAUUAUUUAUGUCAAACAUUUAAGUCUCUCAGUUUCAGUUUUCUCAAGUUUCAGCUAAAAUGUGAAGCAGUAAAUGAAACUCAAUCAUCCUUAUCAGGUCAUAAAAAACCCACUUGUAAGAAAAUAAAAGCACCAGAUUUAAAGCGGACACCUUUUUAAAUAUUUAAUUUUGUUAAUUGUAAUUCAUUAUUAUAUAUUAAAUAGCCAAUGAAAAGUUUAUCCUGCAAUGGUGAAGAGGUGAUCCCCUAGGUAGGUAGUUAAUAGACACUCUAAAAGUUUGACAAAACAUUUAAGUUCAACUACAAAAGUUAAAAACCUUUCUACCCAAUCAAUGUUUACUAUAAUAUUAUAAACAAUGAAUAAUCAAUAACCAUUGAAUACAUGGAUAGACUAUCAAAAUGACUGAACACACCAACAGCUUUAAUUGAAAAACAGAUGGCGUGUACUGCCAAUAAGGAAAGUUGGUUCUAUAAUAGGAUAUUUUUGGGCAAAAAAGAUAUGUGUUAACCAAGACUAGAAAAAGCGUUGAUUUGAAGUCAUGGGAUUGCCUUGUGUCCAUGAGGCCCAGCACCAUUUCUGGUGGAAAAAAUACAUUCGUGAGUGAAGAAUUAAUUCAAAAGAAAAAGAAUGACUGUCAAAUUAUUGAUAAGAUAGGGUUUUUCUUGUGGUUGCCAGUUUAGUUUCAAAAACACAGUGGUAAUACUAGUAGGUGUAUUGUGAGACGGGCAUUAAAAAAAAAAAAAAAAAAUGUAGCUCUUUGUUGGAUAAGCUCAAUAGCAGAAAUAUCCUUUGAGGUAUUAUGGUGAGCAGGUAGCACUGCCUGCAUGCAAUUAUUGCCUUCAAUAUGAGCUCUGCUUUAUGCAUGUAAUAAAAAUACCGUAUGAAAUAGUAAGUUACUUAAUAUUUCAUACGGUAUUUCUAAAUCUCUCUAAUAACUGUUAUUAGAGAGAUUUAGAGUAAUGUUUAUGGCAAACAGAAAACAUGGAUUUGUACCGCGUGACCAAGCUUCCCCUGUACUUGUUGUUUACUGUUCAUCAUUACUACACAGAAACCAUUAGUUUCAUGCCCUUUUUAAACAUUUGAAUUGUUUUUGAACCGUUUUUAUCAGCUCAGUCUUAUUGGAGAAUUUUUAAACUUGAAUCUGCCAUUUGCUGAAAACAUGACUCUAAAUCUCUCUAUUAAAUCUGUUGGUGGUAUAGCUUGCACAAAAGUGUAACUUGUGAUCAUCAUUCCAAUAUUUUCACAUCAUGGUUAAAUAAUCUUCUUAGGUGUGAUGGAAAUUUAUGUUAGAGUACAUUAACUAUAGAAAUAAUCAAGAAAGAUAAAGUGCUAUAAAUUAUGAUUAUGAUUAGUUAACUGGGGUUUAUAUAAUAAAUUAUUCUGUUAUCCAGUUUUUUGGUUUAUAAGGUGUUUAAGUGUCUUAAUAAAUAAUGAUGAUAAUGAAAUAAUAAUAAUAGUAGUAGUAGUAAUAAUAAUUGUAUUGAAAACAUAGGGGUGAAUCUCAAUGCAAGAUACAAUGAAAACAGUAAUGCGUGACAUAACAACGCUCAACUUGAAAUCUCCACAGUCAUGACUUCACAAAGCCUUCUUAUCCACAAAUACCAAAGGUCAUUGAUAUGCAAUAGAAAAUAAUGAAAAAGCUUAGUUUACCACUGGAGUUAAAAGCUUAUUCAAGCUUUCAGAUGAAAAGCGUUAUAACAUCUUUGGAAACGUAUAAAAAUAUAAAAACCAUGCACUGUAGUGAAACCUGAAUACACUUCAUUUACAUGGAUUUCUAGACUUUGCUAACACUAGUAUCUUACUGAAAACUCAUCCCGUACUAAGCUGAGAUUAGGCUCUACUUCCAUCUUGCUUUCCGGCCACAAGGCAAAUCGAGGAGUUGUAACAUUUAGUACAGUACUUGUGUACCUGAAUUACAUGUGCUUGCAAAUCGAACAAUGAUUGUUGCAUUACUUGCAUGUGCAUUCACAUGAUUACCGUGAUGUCAGACGGACCUUAAGCUUAACACCAGGGUCUUUGCGGUCACAUUCCGUGCAUAUUAGUCGGUACAACAUGGGCAUCCCAAGAAGGUGGACAAAAUUGUGGAAAAACCUCACUAUACAGUUUAUGAAGUACUGCUGACCAAGAAUAGUUAGCCUGUGUACAGACGUCCCCACUCCCUCAGGAAAAAUCGGGAGAGGAGAUGUCUGUGAAUCGCCGUCGUUAAUCGUGUUCCGGUAUAAAUUUACAUAAAUUAUUUUUUUGUUCUUUCGCUGACAGUUGAAAAGGCACAGGUAGGUCGAAAAAUAGCUCUGGCGUCUGUGCACAGGCUAGACGAACAUCUUCUCGUUGAAGAUGAUUACAGUCAAGUCAGGUCAAGCGUACCUCCCAAGAUCCAUUAAUGUAUUUAUUAUUCGAAAUUAAGUUGAACCGUUGGUGGUUGUAGAUUUCAGAUUCAUCUCUGUGUGCAUUUUUGCAUGCUUAAUGAGCCGUGAAUCCACACGCGAUUUAGUUAGAAAAUAUCUACCAGCUCAGUUUCCCUGAAUUCAAAGAUUUUCAAUCUGACCAAAUGCAGAGAAGUUCUCUUAAAAUAUUCACUGCUCAUUACGCAUACAGGAAUGCCGAUUUAAAUUUGACACCAGUUACGGCAACGACUAACGGAUUCACUUUUUCAAAUAAUCAAUUCAUUAAUAGAAUCUUUUUGGGGUAAGCUUGACUCGCGGCCUUGGCUGUUAACGUUGGAUUUUGUAUGCCUUCUCUUUUAUUUACAAUACCGAACGGUACAGACAGAUGCAUCCACAACCGGUGCAGCAGACAUCGGUGGUCUUACCUUCUCAUGUCUUUUCGAUAGAGCCGAAAUACAAAUACCGGUAAACAAAUAUGAAUGUCCACAAAGGCUGAGCUUUUCCCCGGGGAAUCUAUUCUGAGGUUCAUUCACCAAUCACAACACCGGAAAUUAUUUGCGUCAUGGCAUUAACAUUACAACCAAUCAGGGGCUGUCCCCAACAUUCCGGGGAAACGGGAACAAGAUUAUCGUCGGCGAUUCACAGACGUCUCCUCUCCCGAUUUUUCCUGAGGGAGGGGGGACGUCUGUACACAGGCUAAGAAUAGUCUGUGGGCUCACUUUUGUUUGCCUGCAAUAAUAGUAUGAAUUUUUCCCAUUCAAUAAAUGCUUUGCUUGAUUUCUUUUCUUAGUUUGUUAUUUGAAUUAAGUUUUGAAGUUAAGUUUUGAAUUAAUUUGUUUGUGUUUUGCGCAUUUGAUCAUAUUUACAUGUAUUUUGCACAAUAUAAAUAUUAAAUUAUUAUUAUUAAUUAUUAACUCCUUUUUAGAUGGUUCUUUGGGCCAAUCAAGAGAGUUGAUGCUGAAAAGAUGCUCAUAAUGCAAGGGAAAAGCGGUUCAUUUCUGAUCAGAGAAAGCGAAAGCAAACCGGGGGACUAUUCGCUUUCUCUGAGAGAUGGAGAAAUAGUGAAGCACUACCGCAUUCGAUCCUUAGACACUGGAGGCUUUUACAUUGCUCAUAGAGCAAGGUUUGCAACAUUGAUUGAGCUUGUUGAACAUUACCAAGCAAAUGCUGAUGGACUUGUAAUUAAACUGGACAAACCUUGUCCCACACUUGCUACUCCUGCUCCCAAAGAUCUUGCUUAUAAUACAAAAGACCAGUGGGAGAUCCCUCAUGAAUCAAUACGUCUUGUGCGCAAGCUUGGGCAAGGACAGUUUGGAGAAGUGUGGAUGGGACUGUGGAAUAAUACCACCCCUGUGGCUGUAAAAACACUGCGUUCGCAAGUUAGCAUGUCCCCCAAAGCAUUUCUCUCAGAGGCACAGAUCAUGAAAAGGCUUCGGCAUGACAACCUAGUACAGCUUUAUGCCGUCUGUACUCAGGAGGAACCAAUUUACAUUGUGACUGAAUUAAUGGAGAAUGGAAGUUUGCUGGAUUAUUUAAAAGGUCCAAGGGGAAGAGAUCUUGGCCUUCCACAGUUGAUAUACAUGUCAGGGCAAAUUGCUGCUGGUAUGGCAUAUUUAGAAAUAAAUAAUUAUAUACAUCGUGACUUGGCAGCAAGAAACAUUUUAGUGGGAAAAAACAAUGUAGUUAAAAUAUGUGACUUUGGGCUUUCAAGAAUUAUUGACGAUGGCGAAUACAAUGCCCAUGCAGGAGCAAAAUUUCCCAUAAAGUGGACUGCCCCUGAAGCUGCCUUGUACAAUAAAUUUACAAUCAAGUCGGACGUCUGGGCUUUUGGUAUUCUAUUGAGUGAACUGGUAACUUAUGGACAGGUACCGUACCCCUGUAUGGGUAAUGCUGAAGUGCUUGCUCAGGUUGAGAGAGGCUAUCGAAUGCCUCGUCAUCCAAACUGCCCACCUAGCCUGUACCAAAUAAUGAUGGAUUGUUGGAAGGCUGAACCUAUGGAAAGGCCAACAUUUGAAACUCUGCAGUGGCGAUUAGAAGACUUCUUUGUUAUGGACACCACAAACUAUGCAGAUUAUCCAGAAUCUUGA